AUGGUAGGGUCGGCGCCAAAAGGGUGGGGGGGUAUGGUCCUGGCCGCCGGAGGCGGCCUGCUCGACGGGUGGGGGGGUAUGGUCAAUCGCUGGAGCGGCCACGUUACAACAGGGUUCGAACCCAGUACACAGCCGCCGUACACAGCCGCGGACACGAUGCCGACUCACAGCGGCCGCUUCGAUACUGUCGCGGGCCUUCUCGCCGCGACGCCGCCUCAACUUCGGCUCCUGGACAGCUCGCUGCCCGACGACGCCGAGCGCGCCGCUGUGCGCAGCUGCUGCGCUGGUACGCUUGCGUCUUGCAUCGCACAGCUCGACGCUGCGAUUGCACCGCAUGCCGUCCGCAUGAUGGACGGGAGGCUUCCGACAAGCGACGCUUUCCGUGGCGACGACCACGAUCUCAGCAAGCUGAAGGCGCUCAAAACUGUCGCCACGAUGCUAUGGCGCGGAGGGCGGCGUGCGAUGGCGGAGGCGGAGGUGGCGCCAGCGGAGGCGGCGGAGGCGGAGGCCGUUCCAGCGGAGGUGACCAUGGUUCCAGCGGAGGUGACCAUGGCGGAGGCGGCGCCGGCGGAGACCGCGCCCGCGCCCGCGCCCGAGGCAGCUCACUGGCGCGGCGCAGUCGCCGCCGCCGUCGUCGCCUACGAUGGCGCCACGGGAGAGCAUGUCGCAGUGCGCGAGGCGAGGCGGCGCAUCGAGGCGGCAGUGGCCGAGAUUGGCGCGUGCGGGGUCGGGGUCGGGUUGCCUGUGCGACGCACGAUCGCCCUCUACGAGGACGGUGGCCUCGGCCUCUAUCCAAUCAACGCGGCACGAAACGCUGCGCUCCGGCUCGCCACCACCGAGCUCGUCCUGCUCCUCGACGUCGACUUUCUGCCGUCUACUGGCCUGCACUCUACCGUCGCGGGGAGCGCGGCCGAGCUGCGCCGCCGGUGCGUGGAGGAGCGACGGCUGCUGGUCCUGCCAGCCUUUGAGAGCUGCGCAGACGCCUGUGAGGCCGCGGCACUCGCAGCCGGGGGCAAGCCGGCGCUGGCGGCGGCGGUCGUGGCCGGCCACGCCCGAACUUUCGCGAGCGACGGCCGCUGCGGCGACACCUUCCCCCAGGGCCACCGCGCGACCGACUCGAAGCGGUGGCUCGCGACAGACGGUGCCUACUCGGUCGAGCACGAGGAGGGGUUCGAGCCGUUCGUCGUUGCCUCGCGCCGGCUGGUGCCGCCGUACGACGAGCGCUUCACCGGCUUUGGCAGAAACAAGAUCCUCCAGCUCUGGGAGGCGGCGCGGCUCUGCGGCUUCACCUUUGAAGUCGUGCCGUCGCACUUCGUCGUUCACGCGCGCCACGCGGCCUCGCACGCGCAGCGGGCCGUGCUCGGCGACCCGGCGGCAGCGGAGCCCGGCCCUCGGCUGCUGCCGAGCAUCAAGGCGCUGUACGACCGCGCGAGGCUCGAGAGGCUUCGCGCGGCGUGUGGCAGCGGCGGCGGCGGCGGCGGCGGCGGCGGCGGCGGCGGCGGCGGCGGCGGCGGGGCAGUCGAGCCGAUGGGCUGCUUUGAUGUCGGGGCGGCGCUCGCGAGCGACACGAGCGAGGCGGAGGCGCUCGCCAUGUACGAGCUGCGCUUCCGAUUCGGCGAGGCGAGGCUCGUCGCGGCGCGCGGCGCGGGCGGCGACGGGUCGUGGCUUCGCAGCCGUCUUCGGCGCGCGCCGACCGACAUCACGCUCGUGACUUGCCUGACGGAUGACCGGAUAGAGAGGCUCGCCGCGCAGUGCUCGCUGUGGAGCGGCGUCGUGUCCGCCGCGGUGCUCCUGCCGAGGCGGCCCGCCGCCGCGUGGCGCGCCCGGGCGCGCCUCUCCUCGCUCCACGCCAAGCUCGAGCGAGAGGGGAGCGGCUGCCGACUCGACCUCACCCUGCUGAGGCCGGCUCGCCGGGGCAGCUCGUGCGGCGGCAGCUCGUGCGGCGCCGCGCCGCUGGUGCCGAUCAACGCGCUUCGGAACGCGGCACUCGAAGCGGCGCGCACCGACCUCGUCCUCCUGCUCGACGUCGACUUGCUGCCGAGCAAAGGGCUGCACGAGCGGCUCUGCGCGGCCCGGCUCCGCCGCGCCCUCGCUGCUAGCUGCGAGGCGGGAGAGGUGUGGGUGCUGCCAGCCGUCGAGAUGUCCUCGACGGGCGCGCGCCAGGCUAUCAGCCUCGAUUGGGAGGCCAAGGAGGCGCAGGCCGAGGUGGCGACGGGGGCGGAGCAGGCGCAGCAUGCGACGGGGGCGGAGCAGUUGCAGCAGGCGACGGGGGCGGAGCCGAUGGAGGAGCAGGACGAGGAAGAGGACGAGGACGAGGACGAGGCGGAGGCGAUCAGACGUUCCGUGUCGAUCGCUUGCCUUCCGCUUGCCGCCGUAGCUCAGCGCGUGCGCUCGGGCGCGCUGCGCAGCUUCCACUCUCUGCACUAUGAGCAGGGCCACGGCGCGACUGACUUGUCUCGCUGGGCCGACGAGGUGGCCUCCGCUGGCGACGCCGGCGACGGGUCGAGUGCCGACAGCGGCGAAUGCACCGACGGAGGCGGCGAUGGCGGAGACGGCGAGAGCAUUGGGUACGCGGUUGAGUUUGAGGAGGGCUACGAGCCGUUCGUGCUCGCUUCGCGCCGCCGCCUGCCUCGCUACGAGGAGCGGUUCCGAGGGUACGGCUUCGACAAGGUCUUCUUCUUCCUCCAGCUGCACGAGCAGCAGCGGCCACGCUUCCGCGUCCUCCCCUGCGGCCUCGCCGUUGACGUGCCGCACCGCCGCUCUCCCGACUGGCACGCCACAUUCCGCGCCGCCGAUUCGCGAGGUCACCGCCUCCAGCUCCUUCGCACGCGGGCGCUCUACUCGCGCUGCAAGCGCGAGCUUGCGUUGCAGCGGCAGUUUGCGGCCGUGCUCGCCGCCUCGGACGACGCUGCCGCGAUUGCGUGCUUGCGGGCCGUCGACGCACGCGAGUCGCUCUCGCUGGGGGGAGCUGGCGCCGCUUUUGCCGCCGCGCAGCUUCCUCCUACCGCCUCCGCCGCGCUGUCUGUGCAGACGCUAUGCUGGCGAGGUGAGCUGGUCGCGGAGGCAGCGGCGCCGCUCGACGCGCGGCUGCGCCUCGCCGCGCUGCUCUGCACUUCGGCGACGGCGACCGGCUUGCCCCCGACGCCGGCACUGGCGGUCGCGGUGGCGGUCGAGGUGGGCGCUUCGCCCCCUCGCGCCGCUGUCGCAGAGGGUGUUCCCCCGCCUUUGCUCUGGGGCGGCGGGGGCGGCUGGCGCCUCCUCACCACUCGCGGCAUGCGCAACUGCGCUGUCGUGUAUGGGCCGUCCCUCCCCAAGGCGGGGCCGACCCAGCCCGGGACGGAGGCGGCGGCGAUGGCAGCGGCGGCAGGAGCGGCUCCCUGCUCAGUGGCCCCAGCGGAGCGGCUGCGCGUCGCCCUGCCACGCGGCAGCUGGUCCCCAUUUGCGACCCUCGCGUCCGGCCUCGAGGUUGGGGGGGUGGCGGUGCGCGCGCACGCACGGCUCCCUCCGGGGACGGACGCCGCAGCCCUCUCCGCCGUGAGCUACGCCCUCCGCUUUCCCAGCGGCUUCGAGUGGGCCCUCGGGGGGACUCUGCCGGGCGUCUUCCUCGACAGCGGCCUGCGCCUCUCCCUCGGGUGGCGCGCCGCCGGUUGCGGGCACGUCAGCUUCACGAGCCCUCGCGGCGGCGACGCUGGCGCCGUGACGCGGCUGGGCACUUGGCAUUGGGUGCCGGAUCGGUGGCACUUUGUGGUGAUUAGUCGGUCGGCCGCAGUCCCCAGCGGUGCGGAUCGGCGGUUCGCGGUCUACGUCGACGAGCAGCCCGUUGCGGUCGUCGAUCCGCCACAGAGUGGCCCGCUCAUCGGCGCUGUCGUGGCGAGCCCGCCGGAGCCGCUCGGCUUGCUGCUCACCCUCUUCUUUGGCGGCGCGACGGACGAGUGGGCAACGCCGCGCGACACGCACGUCGAGGUGGGAGGGUUUACGUGUUGGAAGACAUGAGUCGCGGGUCUGGUCGUGGUGUGAGAGUUUCUGCAACACCACGAUCGCGUGGGCCGUGGCGCUGGGGCCCGGGCGCUGUUUCUCUAAGUGUUUCUCUACUUC
Emiliania huxleyi CCMP1516 is the source of this 4095-nucleotide messenger RNA. RefSeq lists its product as hypothetical. Lineage: Eukaryota; Haptophyta; Isochrysidales; Noelaerhabdaceae. The record is from RefSeq and is a predicted model, not a curated record. The transcript has 3 exons. Gene Ontology annotation, molecular function: glucuronosyltransferase activity; xylosyltransferase activity. The coding region runs from base 1 to 3993 and encodes 1330 amino acids. Gene Ontology annotation, biological process: protein O-linked glycosylation via mannose.